AAGGCGUACACCGAUCCCGUCGAGGCUGUACACAUGCUGAUGUCGAUGAUCAACCCAACCAUCCCUAUUGUCCCCGGCGCGAACAUGGAUGAUGGUACCGGAACAGCCUCCAACAACAACAACAAGAAGAACGACCCGGCUGCCAGCGCAUCUGGCUCUGGUGGAGACGGCGCGCCAAUUGGCGGCGACUCUGGAAGUUCACAGAAGGUCAAUGGUACAUCAGUUGGCAUUGGUGUUGGCGCAGUAUGUGGUGCAGCUGUAUACGCUGCAGCUAUGGUCUACGUCGCUCGCCGCUACCGGAAAAAGAGACAAUCACACCGUCGCGCAAGCUCUGUCCCGACAGCAGGCGAAAUCAGUCAAAGAUCACCCGGCACUCCUGGCACUCUCAGUGGCGGAGGCAUGGGUGGCUACUUCAUGUCUGGCGCCAAUGGAGGACGAGAAUCCGGCUCCGGCUCUCACAGCGGACGUAGCAGUGGCCGAAUAGGCAGAGGAAGCAGAAAUUCUGCUGGCAGCAGCAAUGGACGAAGUGUGCGAGAAGUAGGCAUCUCCAACCCUAUCAUGGCGGAAAACAGCUUGGGGUGGAAUUAGAUGUACAGCUUUUAUUGAAAAAAAAAAGAAAAAAAGAAAUUCUUCUGCACCAUCAACUGCCAGUAUCUAUCUACGUGUGUUGUGUGUGGAGAGAGCCAAGGAGAUGAUGUUUAAGAUGCCCUGCUUGUUACUUGCGAGGAUACCAUUAUGCGAUUGAUGAAGAGGAAUGAAUGCUAGGUGAGCGUUCCAACAGCCCUUGCGUGAGGUGCACAAAAUCAGAAACCUC
Pseudocercospora fijiensis CIRAD86 is the source of this 814-nucleotide messenger RNA. RefSeq lists its product as uncharacterized. Lineage: Eukaryota; Fungi; Ascomycota; Dothideomycetes; Mycosphaerellales; Mycosphaerellaceae. Gene Ontology annotation, cellular component: site of polarized growth; cell surface; extracellular region. Gene Ontology annotation, biological process: signal transduction involved in filamentous growth; osmosensory signaling pathway via Sho1 osmosensor; fungal-type cell wall organization. The transcript has a single exon. Gene Ontology annotation, molecular function: osmosensor activity. The coding region runs from base 34 to 588 and encodes 184 amino acids. The record is from RefSeq and is a predicted model, not a curated record.